Betta splendens (Siamese fighting fish) is the source of this 4822-nucleotide messenger RNA. RefSeq names its product CAS1 domain containing 1 (gene casd1). Gene Ontology annotation, molecular function: N-acetylneuraminate 9-O-acetyltransferase activity. The transcript has 18 exons. Lineage: Eukaryota; Metazoa; Chordata; Actinopteri; Anabantiformes; Osphronemidae. Gene Ontology annotation, cellular component: Golgi membrane. The record is from RefSeq and is a predicted model, not a curated record. The coding region runs from base 126 to 2630 and encodes 834 amino acids.
CGUGUGCGGAAAUGGAUCCCUGGCAGACAGUCACUUUUUGGGACGACACCUGUCCAACCUGGGACCUAACCUGAGAGCGAGACGUUCGCGAACUUGGGCGACUGCACGCGCGCUGACCGGUUGCGAUGGAGACCGAGGCCGAGGCGGGGGCGGCGUCGGGGGGAGCGCAGCAGGCAGGUGGCGCACCGGGAGAAGCGUCACCGCCGCCGCCGCCGAGCUACACAGCUGCUUGUUGUCAUGGAGGAGCAAAGAUGGCGGUCCUGGCCUACAGCCUGGGCAAACGCGAAAUAAACCAACAUUUCACCAUUAAAAAUGCUAAAUUAAUUUCGCUGACCCUCGUUAGCUUCCUGCUUGUUAUCCACACGGCCUCGCGAUAUUAUGAAGGAGGGGACUCAUGUGAAUGGCUGCUGUCUAGAGGACGGUACCUGGGGGAGAAUGUAUGGCAGCCGCAUGGCUGUAUGAUGCACAAAUACAAAACCACUGAAGCCAAAACCUGCCUUGCUGCAAAGCGAGUGGCCUUUAUUGGGGAUUCACGAAUCAGGCAGCUUUUUUAUUCCUUCAUUAAAAUAAUUGAGCCUCAGCGAAAAGAAGAUGGAAACAAGCACGAGGACAUUUCCUUCCGGGAAGAUGCUGUUAAUGUGGACUUUCUGUGGUAUCCAGAGGCAAAUAAUUCCAUGAAGGAGCGUUUGAUAUCAUGGACACACGAAUCUUCAAAACCAGAUGUUGUCGUUCUCGGAGCUGCCACAUGGUCUAUCAAGUUGCACAGUGGCAACAGCGAGACUCUGCAGCAGUACACAGUCAACCUAACAGCCAUUGCUGUGCAUCUACAAAGGCUGGCUGAGUAUGGAGAAGUUUACUGGGUGUUGCAAGAACCAGUGAAUGAGGAAGUGUUGAGUGAGAACAGGAAGAUGAUUACCAACCAGCAGCUGGAGCUGUACAAUGAAGCAGCGGCAGGCGUGUUUAACAGCAUCAAACACAAUGGCAGGUCCCCUGUCAAGCUGGUGGCUGCUUCCCGUCAGGCUGCCCUGGAAACCAUUACUCAGUCUGACGACGGCUUGCACCUGCCCGAUAACACUAAGAAUGUGGGAGCCAUGGUACUGUUGAAUUCUGUAUGCAACAAGGUCCUAAGGCCCAUUGAUGGCUCCUGCUGCCAAACAGUACCACCCCCCAACCUACUCCAGAAACUGUCAGCGUGUUUCUUCCUGGGCUCAGCCCUGGUCUUGCUGGUCCUCCACCUCCUUGGCAACAACCGCCACCGUCGACCUGUACCCCCCGAUGUGGAGAGUCUGGAGGAGAAGAAGCCAGUAACUGCAGCUGUUCCCCUGGGUCCAAAGGCACCCUUUCAGGCUCUCUGCAGGAUGGGCAUCAUCAUGGGCUAUUUUUACCUUUGUGACAGAGCAGAUGUGUUUAUGAAGGAGCAGAAGUUCUACACACACUCUACAUUCUUCAUCCCUCUAAUCUAUAUAUUUGUCCUGGGAGUGUUUUACAAUGAGAACAGCAAGGAGACCAAAUUACUGAACCGAGAGCAAACAGAUGAGUGGAAAGGCUGGAUGCAACUAGUUAUUCUAAUCUAUCACGUAUCUGGUGCCAGUGCUUUUAUUCCAGUGUACAUGCACGUGCGAGUGUUGGUGGCAGCGUACCUUUUUCAAACCGGCUAUGGACACUUUUCCUUUUUCUGGCUCAAAGGAGACUUUGGACUCUAUCGAGUUUGCCAAGUGCUGUUUCGUCUGAACUUCUUGGUCUUGGUACUGUGUGUGGUAAUGGAUAGACCCUACCAGUUUUAUUACUUUGUCCCUUUGGUCACUUUCUGGUUUGUCAUCAUCUACGCUACAAUGGCCAUGUUGCCUCAGAUCAUUCAGAAGAAGGCCAACAGUAUGUGGCAUCUCCUCAUCCUGGCAAAGUUACUUGGCCUCCUGCUUUUCAUCUGCUUUUUUGCCUUCUCACAAGGUUUUUUUGAGAGCAUCUUCUCUGUGUGGCCCAUUUCCAAGCUGUUUGAGCUGAACGGGAGCAUUCAUGAGUGGUGGUUCAGAUGGAAGCUCGACCGAUUUGCUGUAAUACACGGCAUGGUAUUUGCCUUCAUCUAUCUGGUGCUUCAGAAACGCCAGGUGUUGUCUGAGGGCAAAGGGGAAGCUCUCUUCUCUGCCAAGAUUUCCAGCCUACUCCUCUUCCUCUCUGUCGUCUUCUUCAUUACCUACUCUAUAUGGGCCAGCAGCUGCAAAACCAAAACAGAGUGCAAUGAGAUGCAUCCUUACAUCUCUGUGUUCCAGAUUUUGGCCUUUAUCCUUAUCAGAAACAUUCCUGGAUAUGCCCGGUCUAUAUAUAGCUCAUUUUUCGCAUGGUUCGGAAAGAUCUCCUUGGAGCUGUUCAUAUGUCAGUACCACAUCUGGCUGGCAGCGGACACCAAAGGAAUUUUGGUCCUAAUUCCAGGCAACCCUUCGCUCAAUAUAAUGGUCAGCACCUUCAUCUUUGUGUGUGUGGCCCAUGAGAUUUCCCUCAUAACCAAUGACCUGGCACAGGUGGUCAUCCCAAAAGACAGCGUGGCCCUGUUGAAGAGACUCGGCGCUGUCGGGCUUCUCGGUUUGCUUGUUUGGUUGCUCACUAAGGACAGUCGACCCACACGUGGUGCCUGAUUCCCAAUCCUUGAUUAGGGGGCACAGCAGUCCUGCCAAACCCCUCUGGAGGUUGAAUUAAGGUACAGACCAUGUCAGCAGCAGUGAUGCUCUGGUGGCACCAUGAUGCCACGCACAGUUCUGUUGAGGGCCAGCACUGAACCCAUGGGACUAAAGGAGUUAGUGUCACCUCUGGCCGUGUUUCUGCAGAGCCUGUACAUGGCAAUUGCUGUGACAGUCACACACUGAAGACGAGGACAAACGCCAAACGAAAAUAGUCAAAUUCUAAUUUCAGAGUUUAAAUGUUAAAAAACAAAAAAAGAAAGGAUAAGUUUUUUUGAUUUAUUUACCAGAAGAGUGAAGGAGGUCUGAAUUUUAUUCGAAGCUAGAAGAUAAACAGAAGGGGGUCAUCAUCUCAUUUCAACACUAUAUGGUCGCUGUGUGCAUUUUUGCAGCUUUGCUUCUACUUAGGCAAACCUACUAAUAGGAGGAUCAUUCUGUCACAUUCAGUUCUUUGGUGGAAGGGAAACCUGGGCGCACACUCGUGGCAGUAGCAGUUGAAGGUCCUUUUACUCAGGUGGCUCCAUAGCCCACAUAUUCAGAUAUCGACCUGUUGUGCUGCAAUUACCAUUACUUUGUAGUACGGUACAAUCAUUUUGGUGAUUUUACAAAUAAUGUUGGAUAUCUAAAUAUGCAAAAUAUGGACCAACAAGUGGUUCAAGUGAUCAAACAGUACUAAUUUGGAGUGCAAUUGUUAAGACGUUGGACUAUCCCAUGACACAUUUUUUCUGAUGUUAUGUUUUUGUGAUUUUAGAAAUGUUUGCCUUGUGCUAAAAUAUAUUGUGGUCACCUGCUGUAGCUCUGAAAUUCUAUGUCAUAUGUACAGUAUUUAAUGAUUUAAAUUAAGUUUAUAUUUUAUACUUUAUUGCUUUGUUUAAUUUUGUACUUUGCGCCUACGACUGCGGUUUGUGAAGUAUUACAUUGAUUAUUUUUGUACCCACCCAACACCCACUAGCCGCCUCACAGACAUUGCAGAGGUUGAGCCUUUACAGACUGCUGUCCUGAUACAGUUCACUUCAUUGUCUGCUUAUAUUAGUAUGAGUGAAAGACCUCCAACUUCAUUGCUGUUUAAAACAUCCCUCAUGGCUACUAUAUAGUCGAAAAUGCUAUUUUGCAGCACAGCUAAUUGUACGUGUCUCCUUUUGACUAACGAGUGAGUGAAUAUGUGAUUUCUUAAACUGAAUGCCUUUUCUCAGUGGCUUAAACAUGCAGUACACCUUCAGAUGUACUUGAUCACAUCUGUGAUGUAGCCUGUGAUCACAAUCUUCCGUCUUUAGGCACUUUGCAUCAGGGCCACAGCAAACUUUAAAACCGCCACUUGCUAAUGCACUGACUGAGCUGAGGAGACAUAUUACUGUUGCAUAAACUAUUUUAUAUUUUGUCACUGGACAAAUGGACAAUGUUGCCGCCUGUUUAUCCUCACACACAACAAAGAGAGAAUAGCACUUUUCCUUUGAGGCUUGCAUUUUUCUUUUUAUCUUCCCAGUGAAAAACAUUGUUUAAAAUGGUCCUUGUGCAUAUGUUUCCUGUACUUUAGCACAUUUUAAUUGGGUACAGCAAAUGUUUUGGUCAGGUGACUAAUCAAAAAUGAUUCUAUGAUCAGAUCUGAGUUUGUACUGCUUAUAUAUUUGGGGUUCUUGCAGUGUAAAAUGUUCCUAUAGGUUUUAUGUAGCUUCUUUAAAAGCCAAGCAAAGGGUCCAUGAGGUGAAUUGUUUUUUCCUUUACAGUGGCACAAUUUUGUCUACAGGUAGGAACUUUCUCCUGUCAUUUAUUCAGUUAUGUACAGUUUGAAUUGUGGUCUCAAACUAAGUAAGAGCCAAGUAAUUUGUAAUUUCUAUAACCAGUCAUCACCUCAUUGUAUAGAGUAUGGAAAUUCCAUGGUGCAGUUUCCAUUGAUGUGUGAAGUUUACUCUUGGUUUUCUGUUCUAUUACAGAUAAACAGUAAAUUUGACAAUUGUUUCAGGCCUUAAUAUAUCUCAUAGGUCAAAAGCAACAACUAUUUAUACCCCUGUGCAGGGCCUCUUUGAAAUAUGAGACAUGUUACAUAAAUAUGUCAAUUUUGUGAUGUCUUACAAAUGUGAAAUGUAUCCAUAUUAUUUAUAAAUGCCUUUCUUCUGUUGUACAUUGUUAAUAAUACGUUCAUAAAAAGUUCA